AUGACAUCUAGCCAUUGUGAUAAGUCCGACAAUGUGCCGGCGACCGACCUGGUCACCCAAGGCUCUCAAUCGGAGAAGUUACAGCAAGAGGAGGAGGUUCCCGUAGUCCUCACGAACGACAAAGGGAAAGGAGAGGAAUUCUCAAGUCUAAAAGAUAAAUUUACAGACCGCAAAUUGCGAGACCUUUCAGACUCCGAGGUGCAUCAGUUUCCGGGUAUCAAGAGAGAUCACUGGUGGCAACUAUGGCGACCUCUCCACGCUCCUUCUCCGCCCAAACUAUCGCUUGAUGACGCAGAAGUGAUACCACUGUCGUAUGCCUCCAUUUUCAGCAAAUUGACUUUUCAGUGGGUUACUCCCAUAAUGAUCAAAGGCUACCAACGUCCUCUGCAGGCCACAGAUCUUUGGAAGAUGGAUCCCAGUCGAGAAGCCCUAGACAAACGGCAACAAGACGCACGCAAAUGGAAUGAGGCUUUACCCACCGCUCAUCCCACCACUCGCCAGAAAGUAAGCUGGCGAACCAGAGCUUUAUUUCAUUACUCACUCCCGAAUGACUUGUCUUCCUUCGGAGAAGCGGAUUCGUAUGCCCACCGUUUGCAUGCUUUGGAGGUGGAAUGGAGGAAUCGCAGUGGGAAGAAAAGAGGAAGCGUGUCUUGGGCUUUAAACGAUGUAAUGACUGGUUUCUGGGCCGGAGGAGCGUACAAAGUGGCAGGCGAUGUAUCUCAAUUGAUGGUCCCCCUUCUCAUCAAAGCUCUGAUAAAUUUCAGCAAAGAAGACUCGCCGGAGCCAAACAUUGGCCGUGGUGUUGGGAUGGCAGUCGGUCUAUUUCUCCUGACAGUCAUGCAAUCUGUCUGUCAGCAUCAGUUCUUCUUUCGCUCGAUGGCGAUUGGAGUUCUGGCAAGAGCGACCCUUAUAUCAGCUAUCUACAAAAAGGCGAUGUGUCUCAGUGUCGGUGGUAGAGCGCAGCACCCAAACGGCAAGCUUCUCACGUACCUCUCAAGUGAUAUAUCUCGUGUAGAUUACUGUGCACAAUGGUUCCACGCUGUAAGUUCAGAUGAGUACUACAAGACCACCAAGUUAAAAGCGAAAACUUCUCCUUUGCAGGUGUGGACUGCACCUAUCCAGCUUACGAUAACUCUCAGUGAGGCCCGUUCUUUCUUCAAAUCCGUCCACAGGCUAUUGACCUACUCCCAGAUUGGACCAUCGGCUUUAGUAGGAUUUUCACUCUUUGUGAUACUCGCACCGCUACAGACGUGGUUCAUGAAGCUUAGUUUCAAAGUCAGGAAAAAGUCCAUGAAAUGGACUGAUUCCAGAUCUCGUCUUCUGCGAGAGCUCUUAGCCUCCAUGGAGAUAAUCAAAGUCUUCACCUAUGAGAUCCCCUUUCUCAAGCCAUUCAGUGUACCUGCUCUGGCUUCGGUUCUCGCGUUUGUGACUUACGCAUCGACACAUGAUGGUCUGGAUCCGGCACUGAUCUUCACAUCUUUGGCAUUCUUUAAUCUACUGCGUCAGCCAUUGAUGUUUUUACCACGAGCCCUGUCAUCUUUAACAGACGCUCAAAACGCAAUCGAACGUUUGACAGAUGUCGCUGUACGUGUGGAUAACGCAACUUUCAGCUGGUCCCAGGGAACGAGUCCUUCAGGCAAAGGUGGACCGGAUGAUGCCUCAUUCAAGAUACAAAACCUUGAAAUGGUGAUACCGCGAGGCAAGAUCAUCGGUGUUGUAGGACCUGUAGGUUCGGGAAAAAGUUCGCUGCUUCAAGGACUCAUUGGCGAGAUGUCCAUCCUCAGCGGAUCGAUAACUUUCGGCGGCCGAUUGUCGUAUUGUCAGCAGAACGCUUGGAUUCAGAAUGCCACUCUCAGGGACAAUAUCUUGUUUGGACAACCCUGGGAGGAAGAUCGCUACUGGAGAGCCGUUCAAGACGCCAAUCUUAUUCCCGAUUUGGAAAUCCUCGCAGAUGGCGAUCUUACGGAGAUAGGCGAGAAAGGUGCGUGUCGUAUGCGAUUAACUUCGACUAACACUAGCUGUUCAGGUAUUAAUCUUUCAGGAGGUCAAAAGCAGCGAGUGAAUAUAGCAAGAGCAUUGUAUUACAAUGCCGAUAUUGUGCUCUUCGACGACCCUUUGAGCGCUGUUGACGCCCAUGUCGGUAAAGCGUUGUUCGAGCACGCCAUAUUACCGCUAAGUGGUCGAGGUAGGACAGUCAUCCUUGUCACUCACGCAGUACAUUUCCUGCCCAUGGUGGAUCGCAUCUACGUCAUGUCUGGGGGCCAGAUUGUGGAGCAAGGCACUUACGAGGACUUGAUGCGGGCCAGUGGACCCGCAGCUCGUUUGUUCACGGAAUUUGGAGGGUCACACAAUGAGCUCGAACAAGAUGAUGGCGAUGAGAAUGCUCCUAAUGUGGAGGCUGUUGUGCGACGAGACGAAAAUUCACCUCAUAGUGCCGACGUUCUUCGGCUGACCAGUAAGAAUAUGGGAAAAGCGGUGGGAACAGGGAAACUCGAAGGAAGGUUGAUGGUCAGUGAAGUAAGAAAAACUGGCUCGGUUGGCGGAAAGGCUAUCAUGCAAGGAUCACAGGUGAUGGCUACCGUAUGGCUAACUUGGUGGCAAGAAACGCGGUUCAACAAGUCGUGGGAUUUAUAUCAAGGCGUCUAUGCUGUGCUUGGAAUCUCACAAGCUAUCUUCACUUUCGCGAUGGGAGCAUCGUUGGGCAUCAUGGCGAACUUGGCAUCGCAGAAUUUGCAUUCCUCAGCACUGGAAAAUGUCUUUUACAGUCCAAAAUCGGUUUUUGAUACGCAGCCUCUGGGGCGUAUACUAGGCGUUUUCGGGAAAGAUAUUGAUACGAUUGAUAAUCAGCUAGCUGAUUCGUUAAGGAUGAUGGCUUUGACCCUUGUCACUUUGAUCGGUUCUGUUGCAAUUAUCACUGUUUAUUUGCAUUAUUUCAUUGCUGUCAUUUUCAUCGUGGGAAUUGGUUAUUGGGAGGUCAAGCGACUGGAUUCGAUGCUGCGAUCCCUCCUAUACUCGCAUUUUUCCGAAUCAUUAUCAGGCUUAGCUACUAUACGUGCAUACGGCGAGACAGAGCGCUUCAUCCACGAGAAUGCCUAUUAUAUGGAUCUCGAAAACCGGGCUUACCUUUUGAGUGCGACAAACCAGCGGUGGCUGUCAAUCCGUCUGGAUUUUCUAGGAGCCUGUUUAGUUUUCGCCGUUGCCGUGAUGUCGGCUAAAGGGGGAGGCGGUUUGACUGCUUCAGAGAUCGCUCUUUGUUUGACGUAUCUGACCUCCAUCACGCAAGUCACACGACAAUCUGCCGAAGUGGAAAAUAACAUGAAUGCCGUGGAGCGAGUAUUGUGGUACUCCGAUGCCGCUUCUCUGCCACAAGAAGCUGCACAUGAUAUACCGGCAACCAAACCUUCGGAUACGUGGCCAGAAAGUGGAUCCAUUGUGUUCAAGGAUGUUGUAAUGUCAUAUCGUCCUGGUCUUCCGGCGGUAUUGAAGGGUCUGUCGAUGAGUAUUCACGGCGGCGAGAAAGUGGGGAUCAUCGGCCGAACUGGGGCUGGUAAGACCUCUAUAACCAUGGCUUUAUUCCGAUUAGUUGAACUGAACGAUGCCCUAGCACGUUCAUGCGUGACUUCGAAUCAAGACAUUGGGGACAUCAAAAGGCUAACUUUAGACACGAACAUAGAGGAAGAAGGCCAAAACCUCAGUGUCGGGGAGCGAUCACUUGUGAGCUUGGCUCGGGCUCUCGUAAAAGAUUCAAAUAUCGUAGUGCUCGACGAAGCGACUGCAGCUGUCGAUCUGGAGACCGAUUCAAGAAUUCAGCAAACCAUUCAUCGUGAAUUCAAGGGGAAAACAUUGCUCUGUAUCGCCCAUCGAUUACGGACUAUCAUAUCAUGGGAUAGAAUUUUGGUGAUGAACGCAGGCCAGAUUGAGGUGAGCUGA
Messenger RNA from Kwoniella shivajii, 3930 nucleotides. RefSeq lists its product as uncharacterized. Gene Ontology annotation, biological process: transmembrane transport. Gene Ontology annotation, molecular function: ATP hydrolysis activity; ABC-type transporter activity; ATP binding. The transcript has 37 exons. Lineage: Eukaryota; Fungi; Basidiomycota; Tremellomycetes; Tremellales; Cryptococcaceae. Bases 1 to 3930 code for a protein of 1309 amino acids. Gene Ontology annotation, cellular component: membrane. The record is from RefSeq and is a predicted model, not a curated record.